This is a messenger RNA of Callorhinchus milii (elephant shark), 2010 nucleotides long. It is a transcript of the gene opn4xb, whose product is annotated as opsin 4xb. NCBI's taxonomy places the organism in Eukaryota, Metazoa, Chordata, Chondrichthyes, Chimaeriformes, Callorhinchidae. Gene Ontology annotation, cellular component: membrane. The transcript is spliced from 9 exons. Gene Ontology annotation, biological process: G protein-coupled receptor signaling pathway; visual perception. Bases 1 to 1500 code for a protein of 499 amino acids. The record is from RefSeq and is a predicted model, not a curated record. Gene Ontology annotation, molecular function: G protein-coupled receptor activity.
AUGGAUUCCCACCACCGGACCUUUGACACGGUCAAUGUUCCUGACUGUAUUCACUAUAUCUUUGGCAGCUGCAUUAUUGUGAUUGGCACCAUUGGAGUCUUGGGGAAUCUCCUGGUACUUUAUGCAGUUUACAGCGACAAGAAACUGAGGACGGCACCAAACUUCUUCAUAACCAACCUGGCAGUCAGCGACUUCCUGAUGUCCGCCUCCCAGUCUCCCGUCUUCUUCGUCAGCAGUUUAAACAAGCGCUGGAUAUUUGGCAAUAUCGGUUGUAAACUAUAUGCCUUCUGCGGAGCACUGUUUGGCAUUACAUCUAUGAUUACUUUAAUGGCAAUCUCUAUUGAUCGCUAUUGGGUCAUAACAAAGCCAUUACAAUCAAUAAGCUCGACGACGACAAAGAAGAAUACACUGAAGGUCAUCAUUCUGGUUUGGCUAUAUUCGCUUGCAUGGAGUCUUCCUCCACUCCUUGGUUGGAGUAAGUUCCUAUAUCCUGAAGGUCUGAUGACUUCCUGCACCUGGGAUUACGUGACAAAUUCUCCAUCUAACAGGAGCUACACUUUGAUGCUCUGCUGCUUUGUGUUCUUCGUGCCACUGAUUGUAAUUUCCUACUGUUACAUCUGUAUGUUCAGGGCUGUAAAACACACCACCAGGGAUAUUGAGAAGAUGGGAGGCUGCAGAAGAAAAGCGUAUGAAGCCCAUCAACAAACAGUAAAGGUUGAAUGGAAAUUGGCCAAAAUUGCAUUUGUGGCGAUUGUCGUGUUUGUGCUCUCGUGGUUCCCUUAUGCAUGUGUGACAUUAGUUGGAUGGGCAGGGCAUGGCGAUAUCCUGACUCCCUAUUCGAAAACCGUUCCUGCCGUAUUAGCAAAAGCUUCUGCCAUCUACAAUCCCGUCAUCUACGCAAUAAUUCACCCCAACUACAGGAGAGCUCUUGCUAAAAGCAUCCCGUGCCUCUGCCUCUGCUGUCUGUCGUGCAUACGGAGGAAGGAUUUAAUGUUGGGUUCUAUCAGUGAUUCCUCAGAAAGAACAUUGGUCAUCACUCGCCAGUCUUUGGGUUUGAAACCCAAGGUUAUGUCUAGUGGAGAAAAUGAGACCUUCACUACUAAUCCUGACAUGGAAACACAGAGAUGCUUGACAGAGUACCACAGAGAAUUGGUGUCUGAGUCCCUAAACAUGUUAUAUUACCCAAUCUGGAAUAGAGCCUACGGGAGAAGUCAGGACUGUGAAAUCGCCGUCGCUGAAAAUGAAUGGAGAGCAAUCGAGGAAGACUUAAGUGACGUUACCAUCCCUCAAAUUGUCACGAUCCCCGCCUCACAGACCGGUUUGUAUGAGGAUGUGUUGCCUGUCGGAGAGGAUUCUUUCCCGGAGAUGGGCACUGAGACUGAAGUACAAAUCCACACCGAUUGCGAAUGGAUCGAUUCAGAUGUCUUUGGCAGAAUCCAAAUUUGUCCCAGUUCAGACCAGUUUGCAAUCAAGCGCGGUCGGUAUGAGAUAAGCAUUUAAACGAGUGGCACACCCAGGCAAAGAAGAAACAAAUUCCUCCGAUGCAGGGCCUGUUAUGCUAAAAGGUCGCAUGAUAAUUGCACGUGGUUGAGGGCAACAAGUGGUCCGAAUGGUCUUCAGCCUAAGAACAGAAGAAAUCUUGGGUUCCAAUCUCUUCAUUCUACCCCAGAAACUAAGAAGUUAUUCUAACUUUGAACUUCAGGUACGGAUUCAGAGCAUCUGGAUUUUUGAUAAUAAUAAUAAUAACCGUCCUUGCGUUUGAUAUAGUCAAAUGCUCAUUCCUACCUUUUAUACAAGGAAAUAGCGACGCCAUAAGUUUGGUGUUUUACAAACACAUGACCAUUAAUAUCAUUGUCUGGUCAUUUUCCUACAGUAUUUACUUUUAGCAGAAUAAGGUUUAUUUAGAGCAGCCUUCGACCUUCCUCGUAACCUAUCAGUCCAUUUGACGACUGGUUAAUGAUGGGAUCAAAGGUUUCAUCCGACACACCACUCUCUUCAUACCAUCACAGA